Molecule: messenger RNA, 954 nt
Organism: Saccharomyces cerevisiae S288C
Lineage: Eukaryota; Fungi; Ascomycota; Saccharomycetes; Saccharomycetales; Saccharomycetaceae
Gene: CSM3
Product: Csm3p
Exons: 1
Coding region: 1-954 (317 amino acids)
Biological process (GO): DNA replication checkpoint signaling; replication fork processing; DNA damage response
Cellular component (GO): nucleus
Source: RefSeq, marked reviewed
AUGGAUCAAGAUUUUGACAGUUUAUUACUAGGUUUCAAUGACUCCGAUAGUGUCCAAAAAGACCCAACUGUACCAAAUGGCUUGGAUGGUUCAGUAGUUGAUCCUACCAUUGCGGAUCCAACCGCAAUUACAGCUAGAAAGAGAAGGCCUCAAGUAAAAUUAACAGCCGAAAAACUACUCAGUGAUAAAGGUUUACCAUAUGUUUUGAAAAAUGCACAUAAAAGGAUACGAAUUUCCUCAAAAAAAAACUCAUAUGACAACUUAUCAAAUAUUAUUCAGUUUUACCAGCUUUGGGCACAUGAAUUGUUUCCCAAGGCAAAAUUUAAGGAUUUUAUGAAGAUCUGUCAAACAGUAGGUAAAACAGAUCCAGUUCUUAGAGAAUAUAGAGUCAGCCUUUUUAGGGACGAGAUGGGCAUGAGUUUCGAUGUUGGCACACGGGAGACUGGGCAAGACCUGGAAAGACAAUCACCUAUGGUUGAAGAACAUGUCACUUCCGCGGAAGAGAGGCCUAUUGUCGCAGAUAGUUUUGCGCAAGACAAAAGGAAUGUAAACAAUGUCGAUUACGAUAAUGACGAAGAUGACGAUAUCUAUCACCUUUCUUAUCGCAACAGAAGAGGACGAGUUUUGGACGAACGUGGGAAUAAUGAAACGGUACUUAACAACGUUGUGCCGCCUAAGGAAGAUUUGGAUGCAUUAUUGAAGACAUUCAGGGUACAAGGGCCCGUUGGCCUUGAAGAAAAUGAGAAGAAGCUCUUAUUAGGAUGGCUAGAUGCGCAUAGAAAAAUGGAAAAAGGCUCUAUGACUGAAGAAGACGUUCAACUGAUUCAAAGUUUGGAAGAGUGGGAAAUGAAUGAUAUAGAGGGACAACAUACUCAUUAUGAUUUAUUGCCAGGGGGAGAUGAGUUUGGCGUAGAUCAAGAUGAGUUGGAUGCUAUGAAGGAAAUGGGCUUUUAG